Molecule: messenger RNA, 1671 nt
Organism: Penicillium brevicompactum
Lineage: Eukaryota; Fungi; Ascomycota; Eurotiomycetes; Eurotiales; Aspergillaceae
Gene: sebA
Product: putative C2H2 transcription factor (Seb1)
Exons: 2
Coding region: 1-1671 (556 amino acids)
Biological process (GO): regulation of transcription by RNA polymerase II
Cellular component (GO): chromatin
Molecular function (GO): DNA-binding transcription factor activity, RNA polymerase II-specific; RNA polymerase II cis-regulatory region sequence-specific DNA binding
Source: RefSeq, a predicted model, not a curated record
AUGGACUCAACAUACAUGGCCUCGGUACAACAGCCGUACGCCUACUACGAUCAACAGAGAGGCCACUACCAGUCAGACGUCCCAUACUACGGACAAAUGCAGUAUGGAGCCCAAGAGCAACCAGUCUACUCUCAGCCCGUGAUGAACAUGCACCAAAUGGCCACUACCAAUGCCUUCCGGGGAGCUACAAUGAGCUUGACGCCCAUUGCCUCUCCUCAACCAUCACAAAUGAAGCCCACCAUCAUUGUGCAGCAAGGAUCUCCCGCCUUGAUGCCAUUGGAUACUCGCUUCAUUGGCCACGACAUGUACUCGUUCCCUUCAACUCCUCCACUUUCGGCCUCGGGAAGCUCUAUCAGCAGCCCUCCAUCUGCCAAUGGCGCACUGCCCACUCCAAUCACCGACACAUUCUUCAGCUUUGACAAGGUCGAAGGUGUGAAGGAAGGCUGCGAGACCGAGGUUCACCAGGAAAUCCUGGCCAACCCCGAAUGGGCGCGCUCUGACUCGCCCCCAAUGACGCCUGUCUUCAUCCACCCUCCUUCUCUCAUUCACAGCCACUCGGACCUUCUGUCUGCCACUUCUUGCCCCUCGCUUUCCCCCUCCCCCUCUCCUGUCCCGACCGACAUUCUUGCCUCACAGACUCUCGGGUCUGGUCAGUCUUUCUGCGACCCUCGUCAGCUCACCGUUGAGCCCUCGGUCAAUGUUCCCGCCCAGGAUCUUCCUCCCCUGCCUACUCUUUCCUGUGAGGAGGAGCAGCCCCGUGCUGUCGUCGGCAGUGCCUCGGUGACGCUUCCCGUCAACGAGAACCCGUCUCCUUCUUUCAGCACCUCGACCCAGGACCCCCUCAGCGGUCUGCCCACUUUUGACAGCUUCUCAGACCUCGACUCUGACGAUGAGUUGAACCGCCUCGUGGAAUUCCACCCUGCCACCAAUGCGGUGUACAUGGGUGACAAGCGUCAGCGCGUCCAUGCUUACCCCGUCGAGGAUGAUGGCUUCCUGAGCGAGCACAGCCUCGAGGACACUGAUGACUCCGACACCUUCAUGCACAAUGGUCUCCCUACUUUCGAGUGGACCCAGGCCCAUGCUCACCAUGAGCAUGAGCAUGAGCAUGAACAUGAGGAUGAUCUCAUCGAGGAGCCCAAGACCAAGAAGCGCAGCACCCGCAAGACCCGCAAGAGCAUCGACGAAGAGGCUGAAGCCAAGGCGCAGGCCGCCUGUGACUCCUCCGCCGACUGCUGCUCUGACGACGGAUCGGUAGAGGACUCCUCCGAGUCAGCUCCCGUUUCUGUCAACCGCCGCGGACGCAAGCAGUCCUUGACUGAGGAUCCUUCCAAGACCUUCGUCUGCACUCUUUGCUCGCGUCGCUUCCGCCGCCAGGAGCACCUCAAGCGCCACUACCGCUCUCUGCACACUCAGGACAAGCCCUUCGAGUGUAACGAGUGUGGUAAGAAGUUCUCUCGCAGUGACAACCUUGCCCAGCACGCCCGCACCCACGCCGGUGGUUCCAUCGUCAUGGGUGUCCUCGACACUAGUGACGCUGGCUCGGUCUCAUACGACGAUCAGCAUGAUGCUGGCGCCUUGGGUCAAGUCAUGUACGAGACUUCCCAGACCGAGGUCGCUGGUACACCCCCCGUGGACCGCCGUGCGGCCAAGAAGCGCAAGCGUGACCUGUAA